AUGCCCUUGUAAGUUCAAAUAUAUUUAAUGAGAAACAUGCAUAAACAUAGCCAUUCUUUCGCUCGUUUGGUAAAAAUGUACGUCUCUGUUCAUUGAUUUUCGAUCCCUUUGUAAGUUCAAAUACAUUUAAUAAAAAGAUGCAUACAAUUUGCGUUCCUUCGCUCAUUUGGUAGAAAAUUACGUCUAUUAUACUUGAAGGAAGGUUAUCAUUCGGCUUUAAAGGAGUUUUUAUUUCGAGUUUUUUUUAUGACCGUGACACGUCCGUUCGUAAAACAUCGUCUCUCUGAAUUUACUUAUGUGACUUGUAAAGUUUAGAUUAUGACUCAAAUCCACAGCUUCAUUUCAUGAACCCCACACGGUCUUCUCUUAAUAGCGUAUAGGAAUGUAUGGUUUUCCGUAAACGGGAAAUGUGCAGCUUUUGCUUUGGAGACCCUGAAUGCAAGUGUACCGGCAGGUCGAGUUUGAAAUUAUUUGGGAAUUGGAGUUUUUUAAAUCCAGUUACACCCUUCCUUCAAGUAUAAGAGUUAAAAGAGACGUAAUUUUCUAUCGAAUGAGUGAAAGAAUGGAUAGUCUUAUGCAUGUUUCUCAUUAAAUAUACUUGAGCUUACAAGGGCAUCGAAAAACCAAUGGAAAAAUUCACGCUAAUUAAGUAGUUAUUUUUUACCAAGUGUAAUUUUUGCUGGUGGCUGAAAAGAAGUUCGUUCAAAAGUCGGCAUGCCGAAGUAACUGAAAUAUCUUGGGGUUAUGCUGCAAGGUGAUUAGUAUUACAAAUCUACUUAAGUAAUCUCUUUCGACUCGAAAAGGCAUUUUGGAAUUUCGGCCAUUUCAUGAGUCCGUACACCUGCUGUAGCUGACCUGCAGUCCACCUCACGCUCUCUGUCGAUUCGCUGCUGGGUCCGCGCUAGGCUUUUCACUAACAUCGCGAGUUCUCGAAGCCAAUCAACGCUGUUCCCAACUCUGAUUGGCUGGCUGGACCCUGAGACAGAACGAACGGCGCGCACACGCGCUGGGGGCUAAAUACCUCAACGGCUGACACAGGACAAACAACUUGCCUGGAGAGACAGUUUUUGGCAAUUGCAUGCAGAGCUUCUUGUACGCUCAUACAGUAAAGUCCUUCGACCCAAUCCGUCUUCCCUGAUUUCCGAAUUGGGAACCGUAGUGUGUCAAUCAUGCCAACUGUCGACAAUCCGGUCGGUUUGCACUCCACCAAGCCGUUGCUCAACGUAUCAUGACAGCGUCAAUUUGCCGUGAGAAUAGAUUACCAGCAUCGGCCUCAUUCGCCGCCCCCCCCCCCUCCAUUGCUUUGCACUUUAAGCCUCCGCCAGUUGGCGGUGGGAUUAAGCGUAGCAGACGACCCGUGUCACAUAUGGCCUAGUCUCCACUCCAUUUGUACCAGAAUAGACGAAAGGACGUGCUUCAUACUCGCGUGAAUGUGCAUGUUUUGAAAUGUGCGAUGUUUUGCCCGCCAUCUUGGCGGUGACGACAGUGAUUGCAUGAUUGCUACUGGCGAAAGGUGUGAUGUUGUGGGGGUAGCGCGCAGAACGGAAGUGGCCUAGAAAUGUGUGCUUGCGUGCGCAGGUAGGACGAGGUGUAACGAUGGGUUCGAGGCCGCGGCGUUACCGCAAAUUUAUUCAUGGAGGAAGCAAUGAUAGAAUUUCCGUUGGCAGGGUGAACGGGUGCGACGGGUGUAUGUUGGGGCCCCUUACACUGGUCCGCCAGUCCCGGUUCGAUGGAUUUGCAAGUGUCUGACCAGGCCAAUAGCGGAAAAAAGUUUGCAGUGUCAUCAAGAAGAGGAUGGGAAAUUGGCUGCUGAUCCGAUGGUGGUGUCGAUACUCCACACGAAGACCACAACCAGCCUAAUUCGAGCAACAAAUGGGCCAGGAAGGAAUUUGGACACGCUGCAGGUUAUUGGGGCCUGGCGGAAUGCAGCGUUUGGUCCCAGACGCAGCAACAGGAGCAACUGUGUGGUGGAGAUAUAGGACUGCUUAUCAGAAGGUGGCAGAACUAUCCGAAGAAUCGGGGAUUGUGAGAGGAACGAUGAAGUUGUUAGUGUCGUUAGUGGGAAUGAUCAUGUUGGUGGUGGUGGUGGUGGUGGUGGUGGUGGUGGUGGUGGUGGUGGUGGUGGUGGUGGUGGUGGUGGUGGUGGUGGUGGUGGUGGUGGUGGUGGUGGUGGUGGUGGAACGGAUUUGGGAUGUUGGAGGGUAGUUUUUUCGGGAUGGUAUUCCAGUGAAUUCCGCUGCCCUGGCCAAAAAGACUAACGCGGUCUCGGAGUGUUCCGGGAUUUUGUGGUUAAAAAGACGGAGGGGUUGAUGAUGAUGAUGAUGAUGAUGAUGAUGAUGAUGAUGAUGAUGAUGAUGAUGAUGAUGAUGAUGAUGAUGAUGAUGAUGAUGAUGAUGAUGAUGAUGAUGAUGAUGAUGAUGAUGAUGAUGAUGAUGAUGAUGAUGAUGAUGAUGAUGAUGAUGAUGACGAAGACGACGAUAAUGAUGGUGACGACGUGAUGGCGGUGGCGAUGACGCUUUCUGAUACAGGAGGAUGGAUUGCCCUGUUAAUAAUGCACUAUGUUCAAUUUAAGAUCAUCUGGGGCAGUGCUCGAUGGUCCAAAGCCCAUUUCCAACCUCGUGCUGUUUUCGGUAUGGGGUUAGACUAUGGCUGGUUGAUGACAACAGAGGAGCCAGAAUCGACGCUUUAGUCCCCCACGUCGCCUGGUCCCUAAUACCUUUAAAUCAUCGGAAGAUUUUCGAAACCGUAAGGCCAUUUGGGAUCACCACAUUCUGUCCUGUGUCAUCAGCUCAGUCCGGUGACCGCACACCGAACAGAAUGAAACAGGUCGGUUCGACUAUAGUAAACGACGACAUCCACCACCGGCCCAGUGACUUGUCCGCAAUAUCUCCGUACUGUCCAUUUCUUCCUCCACCUUGCUCUGGUGGCUAGACCAUCGGGGUGGGCUUGGAUACAACGGCUGACAAAAUUAAACAACCCGUCUACACCUGUCUCACCGGACCAAGUCUCCGUGAGUCUUCGAGGACGACUGAGGUCCCAUCUAUAUGAUACUCUUGUUUUACCUUUAUUUGAUGCGAAUCGCCCAAAGAGUGUUUAAUGCAGUCUUUCGAUCCAACCAAGUAUACCUUCCUUAUCAUACCCCUCCUCUUUCUCCUUAUCUUUGAUGGUAAGGUAGAACUACGUAGGCCUGUCACUUAUACCAGCAGGUCGCCGGUCGUCAGCCUUGCCAUGGACAGGGGUGGCAAUUUGCCCUUUCUAUUUCCUGUCUGGAGAGUCCAAUUUUCGCGGUGACCCGUAGCGCCCCACCUCCGGACGCCUGCUGCAACACUACGCUUCUCGCGUGUAUCAGCGGCAGUCUGGUUCUCGGCCAAUCACAGUUCCCCAAACCGGCCAAUAAACUUCAAGGCCGACCCGGACAUGCCCUCGCUCGAGGCGCUCUGACGUCUGUGCUGGCGACGCCAAACAUGUAUCCUCGUUCGGCUGCCUACUUGAUUUAACCUAUUCUCCAUUCAUGCUGUAUACAUACCUGUAUCGAAACACUGUCCAGUGGACCUUCAAUUUCCCUGCAUAAUUUAUGUCGUUUUGUCUAGCCCUAUGACCCGGGCGGCACUUGGGGAACUCUCUUUCAACCUUGACAUCUGUUUGAGGUAUCUCCUGGUCCCGUUCUCGUCAGUCUGCCUGAACACUGGGUUUUGUCCUUUCCAGCAUCGUUAAUACCUGGCUAUUACGAGGUUAAUUAAUGCUGAUUACGUCCUUCUGCCCACUUGCUAAUAGAAGCACAGAGGUGAGUUCCAAGAAGUAGUCGCGGAGAAGGAGACACGGUUGUUGGAGCAAGUGCUUUACUACCCUGACGUUUCGCGUUCUCACUCGGAUCCAUCAUCAGAGACAGAGUCAGUUAAGGGUAGUGGAGGGCCCAGGACCUAGAAUGAAUUUGCUAGGCCGCUCCAUGCAUUUCAUAGUUGGCAGCUCCCGAGUACAUCACAAAUCAACUGGCUAGGAGUUGAAGUAUGCCGUUGCCAUGCAGUUGCUGUGCGCCUGUAUGCUGGUCAAGAUUAUCAACUCCCACGCUCAUCGCACGCUGCCGGCGUGCGUGUGGACUAUUGGGUGAUUUGGCUUGCCGACAUUGAUACCGGGGACAGUGGUUAUCCGCACGUUCCCCUCGCGGCUAACUAAAUCUCGCGCUGAAUUUGGAGCGGGGAGGUCGUUGCGCUUGUUGAUUGAUUGAGGACCAGAAAACCAUCACUCGUGCAGUUUAAGUCUCACGCGGUUGUCGACUCUAGCAAGAAUUUCUACUUCGUCAAACUUGAGCGUGCGGUUGGGUCCGGUCUAGCGAGCCGCUACUUGGGAAUCAUCGUCGUUCCCCCUUACUGCUGCCGCGUGCUCGGCCAACCUUGUCUGGAGUAAUUUUUCGAUUUCUGCGACAUAAUUGCUGUGUCCGCAACUGCACCAGACCCGGUAAACGGCCCCAGAUGCCUCCUACCGUGUCGGUGGGUCUUUUGGCCUUGGAUCCUUUGGCGUCUUACGGUUGCCUCCGGUCUGUGUGCAACUCCAAUUCCAAGGGGCGUAAAGAGGCGGCGGACGACUUCCGAGACAUUCAUCACGUACGGGACAGCUCGCCAAUAUUUGAGGCCGGUUGGUCUUUUGGCUCUCGUCUCUUUUAUGCAGGCACUGGCUGACGAAGUUACGCGGGUGGCCAUUUACUCUAAGCUCCCGUCGAAGGUAUUGUAAUUCAGCAACAUUGUCUUCCAGCUCAUUGCAGUGUGUCUCCACCUGUUAGUAUAGUGUCCCUAUGUAACUGCGUUUGUGACUGAUUGGGGGAUUCCUCUUGUAGCUCAGUACUUGCGUCGUGUGUGUCGCUUUCCUGAUUAGUUUGUUUUUUAAACAACCACAGUCGUUUCGGCAGACGGGGACAUCAAGGCCAGCUGGUUGUUGGCCUCUUCCUCCGUCGUAAACUGAAUGUCCGGGAAGACAGCGUUGGGGUGUUCUUUGGAUUCAAGCACCCGACACUAUUCGAUGACGAGUCCAGAAUUUCGGUCUGCCUACUCGCAGGCGAGACCCCAGUUAGUGAAGAAGACACUUCCGUAAAGAAGGCUGAGCAAGUUGGACGACCGAUUUUGGCACCUACCAACCAGUUGAAUGGCUUGGAAGUGUGCAACCGAGGCAAUUCCUGCGAAGUAGAGAGAUGUUCAAUGCUCUACUAUAGGUCAUCUCCACGUCCUGCCUUGCAGGCCGCCAUCAUUACUGUUCGUGACAGUAGCCGCAGUCUUGGACACAGUGGAACAGACAGAGCAGAAUGGUGGAAUUGUGCGAAAACCUCGGUGUGGACGUUGCCCCCGUACACAUAGCUGAAAGGUGUCACUUCGCAGAUCGACUGGGUGUUGGUUGAACUUUGCACCUCACCUGACCAACUGAUUCGCGACUAGACUUUCGCUUCGCCUGGGUUUGGUGGGCUUGACCAGUCGCGGUUCUCUGGACUCCAAAUGCACGCACUGUCCACCAGGACUGCGCGGUGGCAGUGCUACGCAUCCGCGUGGACGAACGAGAAGUGGUCUGAUGUCGGACGUGUGUUCCGGUGAGGACCAAAGGUCGAGCGUUCAGAGGACGUAACUUUGCACAAAUACGAAGAGUCGAUCAAUGGAGUGGAAUAACUGAAACUCGUUCGUCUAAACAGACCACAAAGUGAUUUCAGCCAGAGGAAAUUCACCGGUUUUACUAUGCUGGGGUCAAAACAGUGGAGAUUUUGUCGACAAGACGGAGAUUUCCAAAUCAGUGCGUUAUUACCGACAAAGACAAGGCAGACUGGAAUGGCCAUUUCCGGUUUAUUAGCCGGCGUCAGCCAGUCAUACCCAACCCUGAAGUGUGGAACACCUGGGGCUCGAUUUCGCCAUCUGUUAGAAGUCCAAACCAUCUAACCACUGGGCCACGGGCCCGUUUACCUGUCGGUUUCGAUAGGGAAUAUACAAUACUGGGGGGGAGGCUCACCGAUCGUUCUUACGGAACUCAUUCGUUACGAUGUGCUUUUCGGGCUCUCUCUUGAGCCCAACCAGCAGCCGCACAGCGGCGCAUGAUUUAGGCAGUAUGUUCUUGCCGACAAAGACAAGGGUAUGACUGGCUGACGACUACUAAUAGGCCAGAAAUGGCCAUUCCAGUUUCCCUUGUCUUUGUUGGUAAUGCCAUUCUGCCUAUAUCAUGCGCCGCUGUGCGCCUGCUGCUUGGGCUCGAGAGAGAGUCGUAAGGCACGACAGAACGAGUGAGCUCCGUAAGGACGAUCGGUGAGGGCCCCCCUACCAUUCCUAUAUCGGAAGCCAGGGAAGACGGGUUGGGCUAGACGGCCUUUUCUACCAUGGAUGUGCGUACACAGGGCUUUGCAAGCAACUGCCGCAAGCGGUCUCUCCAGGCAAGCUGUUUGUCCGCCGGGGAGGUUAUUAGCCCCCACGGCGCGGAUGUGCGCCUUUAGCUCUGUCUCACCUGUCGCCAACCAAUCAGAGUGGAGGGCAGCAUUGAUUGGCUUCGAGCACUAGCGAGGUUAGUGACAAGCCUCGCGCGGUCCCAGCAGCGAACCGACAGGGAGCGUGAGGCGGACUGAAGGGCAGCACGACGAGGCGAAGGAGAGCAAGGAAGCGCGGAUUGCCACAGUUUUAAGAUGGCUACUCAGCAAAUCUACAUUCAGUAGUAUUUAUCUGUGUAACCAUCACAUUGUAGAUCUUGUGGGAAAUCUGCGAAACGGGCCUUUAACACUUGGAAGGUUCUGAAGGGAAGACGUUAAAUAAAGCUGACAACACCAACCGACAGAACGCUCUCUACCGGCCCUUUGGGACUCCCCAACAAGUCAGCCUUCAACUCUCCCCGCGGCCUCUCGAACAGAAUGACGGUGUGGUCUGCUAGCCUGCAGGUACAAAAUCUGGUUACUUCACACCGCUGGCUGCAUCAUUUGUACUCAUGGACCUAUCCUCGCUAGUCGAAGUCCAUAUGGGGUUAUGGUCUCACAUCCAGUUACAACAGCGGCGGUGGUUCCAACCGCCACUGUCGAUCUCGUCAAGACUGUAGUUGUCAUAUGUGGUUUACCCUUGUCCCAGUGGCACUUUUGUAAUGUUCGCGUGAAUCCGUUCAUGACGAGGGAAGCUUGCACUGCAUCCGCCCUCACUUUCUCCUCCUACGUCCACUAUGUUCCUACGGCAGGACAUAAUUGAGACAACUGAAGGCGAGUGUAGACGCACAACUGCUAGCCCUCGCAAGCACGUGAGCCAGAAUCUCGAAUGCAAAAUUUCGGGUGCCCGAUAAAAGGAUAGGAGCCGUUACAAGCCGGACACAAUGAUAACUGUGAGUUAGGUACACCGCUCUUCCAUGGAGCUGCGGUCCCGUUGACCGGAGGGUUGUGACUGGGAAUAUUAUUUACCGGAGAAGCGACGAUGCCAAUCUGCCACCCGAUCGAUGAUCGACUCGCCUAGCGUAACUGAUCUUUUCGAUUUUAAUCGCUAGGACAACAGGUCCGUGACUCAGUGCUAGAGUACUGAAGUCAAUACUCAACGACCAAAGAGUCCGGGUAACAAUCCAAUAUCAUCCGAACGUGGGGUAGGAUACGGGCGGCAGGCGAAGGCGGAUAAGCGGGAACUGGUCAUUCCAGUCUCCCUCGGGACCUCUUUCUGUGGAACGAGUACUAUACAAAACUGAUAAUUUUCUUAGGAGAGUUGCGAAAGGGCUUCAGUUUGUGCAUUUCCAGAGCGUACUAACAGCGUGUGCGAUUCCUCAGAUCCUCCUUGCCUUUUGACUGCCGAAGGCUGCGAUCUGUGUGCGCUGCACCCAGCCGGUGGUCCGUAAAAAAUAAGUCGGAGUGGGUACUGUAUUUAAGCAAGUAGACAAUAUUGCGUAGACAAUUUGCCGAUGCGGGCUGAAGAUUGGAGAUGCACAUGCCGAUAUUAUACUUUUCCCACAUCUUCACAUCACUCACCUGAGGAACGCCGUCCGGGACUCAACGGUUCUAUCCGCGCAGUUCCUGUUUAUUCAUUGCAGUCCCAGCUCCUUGGGGUACAUCUGACGCACUAGUUUCCAGCUGCAAGAGUCAACAUUGACAUAUGAAGCAGUGAAGUCGACGGGAGCCAACCUAAUAGCAAUGAAAUACGAAUCAUAAUUCUAUUAUCAAAUCAUUUCAUGGUUUGUGUAUGCUUUGUCUUGGGUACUCCUUGAAGUCCUGGAAUUUACCCCUGCAGGAUAUGCGCGUGUUUUGAUUACUUAGUUCAGUUUUGUACGAUUCGAACGAACAGCCAUACCCGAACUCAUUGCGAUUUCGACGGGUCUAAGUGCCGAGUUUGACGCCGAAGUGACCGCUUUUUCAAUUUUUAUUAUGGUUCCAAUGUCUGCGGAACCGGAUCUUGUAAUUUGCCUAUUAGACCUGUCACUACAAAUAGAAUAACUUGGCAGCAAAUCUUACGGUUUUCUGAUGAGAUGGUAAGGUUCACGUCGCACCCAUUAGGAUCUGAGCCGUCCCCAUAUUUAUUGUUGUUUAAAAUCUUGGCCAGUGUUUGUUGUGGACCAAAGGGUGUGGUUGUACGUCUAGGUACGGGUCCGACUGUGCCAGCCACCUGCAUCCUCUCGCGUCUCCGGUCUUCUUGACUUGAUCAUGACACGGGGUUAAGGUGGGGAAGGAGGAGAGAGUGUGGUAGAUGCUUCGCAGGUCUACUAUCGAUACAAGUCUCUGUUGCUGCUCCUACCCUGAUCUGGGGUAUACGGUAGACAUUAUCGAAAUCGACGGCCAUACUGUCGUCUUUCGAUAAAUACAUUAGCCGUCUUCAAAUUUGAGCUACUUUUUUCAGAUCACUCAUGCUCGUUCUAAGUCAUGCUUGGACAGGGUUUCUGACUUCCCUUUAAAUGCAUCAGGACUUUCGGAUGUAUGCCCUAUCCUACACGAAUAACUGGCAGGAUAUGCAAAAUGAUGAUAAAAUGGGUAGUGUAUUGGAAAUAACCACUUGUCGUUAUUUUUUAGGCACAUUCAGAUGUAUGCAGGAGGCGACGAAACAGACAGUUUAAACAGGACACCUAGGUCAGUCAGUGGAUACAUUUCACGCCGCCUCUCCCCCUUCCCCCCUAGCCAUCAAGUCCUACCUCGCUGGACUGAAGACACGGCCCUCCUCCUCAGGAUUCAGACUUGCAACUAUGCUUAAAGCAACCUUUUUCGGGAAUAAGAAGGGAUUUUAUGGGCCAUUUAUCGUACUUGUACUGUCCGUCUGAAUCCUAUAACAGUAGAUGGUUUUUACCGCCUUUCGGAGGCCGCUGGUAGUUGCAUAUCACCAGUGAGAUAACGUUGUUGCCAAAUUUAUUAAAUCGGCUUUUUCCUAUUGAUUAAUAAAUAACAGACUCAGGAUGGCGAAGUUGACGGAUCCGGAGAGAUAACUUAAAAUAUGAAAGAGGUCAUCAGAACAUGUUUAUUUCAGAAUUGACGUUCCCGAGAGGUUGGCCGGCAUACAACUCUCGAAGCCUUAGAUGCCCAAAAUCGAUCUGAAGUGCAAAUGACUUGCCGAGCCAACCGACCUUGAACUGAUUGCUUUUUGUCAUUAUUCGCUCUGUUGGGUGUUUAACGGCCUUGACUGUUGCCUCAAAUGUUUGGGCCCUUAAAAGCACCUUCUCUGCAAACUAGGCCUGUGUGACAGUCUAAAGGAUGCAACUGUCCUGAUCAAAUGCGAGACUGCCCGACUGAACGAUCUUUUAGCCAGUCAGUUUUUUCUUUUUUCAUUUCUUUUUGCUUUUCCCUGCUGGACCCCGGAGGAAUUUUAAGUGCAUCACAUGUCAAUGUACCAUACUGGCAUAGGUUGGCGCUAAUUUAUUCCCAAUGUCUCAAAUCUUUCCCCAAACGACAUUGCGCCAGCAGCACGCGUCUUCUGUCCCGUUUCUGGAGGGAAAAACCUUCGAAAUGGCCCGUUGAUCAAAACCCACCGGACCAGAUUGUGCCUCGCCAUUUUUACUUAAGUCCUGUUCUACUUAGAUAGCACUCGCUCCAAUACGUCUUACCAACAUGUCCUUCAUGCAGUCAAAGAUUCCUGACGCUUGGUGUUCGAUGAGAAUCACGCUCAUAAAUAAACAAUCUAUUUAUUUCGCCCUACAUUCUCCCGUCCUAAUGCAUUCCUCUUAGCACUUCUGAAGCUGGCUGGAAGAGUUGCUUUAGAUGUUAUUACGCUCUUUUCCUCCAAUUUCUCGGACCCUUCAUAAGUCACAUAUGAAGCCGGACGUAGCACCUUGGAGGCUGUAGCUCUUGUGGUUAAGUCUGCUCGAAGAGAUCUAGAUAAGAGUUCUCGAAUACGCCUCUGUAUCCUGUGGUGUCCCGCGUCCCCUCCCCAUUCUCCUCAGAAAGUACGUCUGUGUGCAACCCCCUCGGCUGGAUUUAUUCUUGGUUUGGAGCCUACUUUGCCUUUGACACCCAGUUUGUCUAGUCUGCCGAGCGUAAUUCUACCAUUCUCGCCACCAGCUGUGGAGUUCUCCAGGGUUCCGCCUUAUCCUCGCACGUCCUCUCACCUCGCGCUGAUGACCUCAGGUCGUCAUCUUCUCAGUACCUUGGUGUCAUCCUCUCUUUCAAUCUCUCCUCCCCCCUUUAUGGAAAAAUCUCUCUUAUCAAAAUUUCUAAAAUGGUUUAUUACCUUCGUCAUUUAUGUCCUCAUCACAAGCCUCAAUCCAUAAUCUGGAGAUUUAUGCAUGCUUGCAUUCUCCCUCUCAUUUUUAUUGUCCUCCGGUGAUUUUUUCAACCUUGUUAAAGAAUGUCAUACUCAUUUUAAAACGUGUCCUUCGAAUUGCUCUCUUCCACUGCAAUUGUAUUUAUGACUUUUAGCUGAUAUCUCAAUGCGCCGAAAUUUCACAACGGUCAAGCAAUUUCCAGACGGAAUUCUGAAUUAUGUUGUUCAUUCCCUUCACUCUGAACUAAUGACUGCGAAAUCUUUCCGUCCCAUGUACUGUGGCUUCCGGCAUACCUCAUGUUGCUCGCUGACAGACUCAUUUUCCGUAUAAUCGUUUCUAGCACGAUGCCUUACGUGUAAAGAGAACGAAAUACAGAAUGUGGACUCGGAUUGCCCCCAUAAUAAUUGUACACUUUUUAUGUAAACCCAUCACAUCUGUGACCUUGUUUUCUGGCCCCGGUGAAGGGGGAAGAUUUUGCUGGAAUUUCUUAAUGAUACUUCAAAAAUAACACGUGGCCCUUUUUGUCUAGCCAAACUAUGAGAAAACUAAGUCUUCCGAGGCAAAAAGUGGUGCUGUUCCAGCUUCAAAAAGUAGUAGAGGGACUAUGCAACAAAUAUUUUAUUUUUUGCAAACAACAAUCCGUCGAAAUUUAGCGUGCAUCAGCGUACAAAUAAACAGGGGCCAAGCUACUAGUGCAGUCGCGCUCGAGAAGCAUUUUUUAAGAACGGAUUGUUACAGAAUUGAGUUAUUUCUUCAUGAGUUCGGACCGGUACUGAAACUCGCCUCAAACAGUUGACGACAGUGGACUUUACCACAUGCUGAAACGUCGAAAUGACCGACUGGUGAUGGGUAUUUUUACAACGAAUUGUGCUGUGUUUGCAAAUAAAAAUGUGAGUGCGUUUAGACAAAGGAUUUUCAGUAGGGCUCGUUACUAUUUUUAGGGGAGGAAAUCUAAUUUUAAUAAUCGACAAAUCCUCUGGUGUUCUAAAAAUAACGCGCUUAUUCGCGCCCUGUUUCAUUUAACUCGCGCGAACCAUAAAGCCAACUUCCAAAUGCGCCAGGAUUUUAUGGUAGAACUCUGCAGGGCAGAUUAAUUUCUUUUCGUCGGAAAGCUAUAAACAUAGGAAAUUGCCCAUGUAUAAGACAACUUUAUUCUCCGCUUAAAUUUGUAAAUAUUUUCCCCGAUAAAAUAGCUUGUGAGAAAAUUUUGCAUGAGCAAAAGGCAUUUUAUGGAAUGUGUUGACGAGUGCGUAAAGGCCACAGAAUGAUCGUCCAGACUAUGGUCUUUAUGGCUCAUGAGUUACUCCACGAAAUAAAGUGCUGCUUAAACAGAUUUAUGGUUCUGCAGUCAGAAGGCAGAAUGUCGGGAGCUCAUGACGAAUCUGACACAAACGGUGUCGCGAGGAUUUUUUCUUUGUUUGUAGACAACCCUUUUCGUAAUUUCGCUUCACACAAGGUAGCCGCCGUACCUCUGUCAGUGCUAGGACUACCGGGACAUCCUCCAGGACUCCACAAGAUUAUCUCCUCCACGCCUACUACCGUGGUCUACUGCCAUUUCAACGGCUGGGGUCCGCCCCAACUCUACCCGCACCUCCCCCCUGUGAUGGUGGUCUUCUUGCCGAACCGUGUUGAGUGGGAAUCAAGCCUCUUGUUGGUUCCUUCAGAAUCGCAACUGAAAAAGGCGCUGCAACAGGUAAUUUGCCUGACAGUUUAUGCGUUCUCUCCGGGUCCUGCACAGUUUAUGACAGCGUUCUUGUUAAACACGGCUACCAAUGAGGCCUUUGUAUCUUUUUUUCCUGUCGCUCGCGAACGCUAACAUAGCGCUCAGGCCUCAACGCCCUUACACAAGUGCUGGUGAGCUGUUCUCUACUUGCUUAAUUUUUUGAAGCAUUUUUCUAUGAGUUGACGUUAAUAUAAGCAAAAAAUGGCUGAUAGUUAGGCAGCACAAAGCGCCGAGGCCUUCAAAUUUUCCAUUUUAAUUUGAAGAAAAAAUAAAGCAUAGUAGUCUUUGCGCAUUCUACAGCAGCCCAUAUCAUGAGUCACCAUAAGAUCAAGCGAAACAGGCAACGGCCGGUGUUUAGGCCCAAUAUUCCAGCGGCACAUUUUUGCUGCCGAGUUGUGCAGUUACGAACACUUUGGGCUGUCCGCGUAGAACACUUGCUGACAGAGUCACAAAACGUGAGUAAGUGUUGGCUUCUAUAUCACCCAGUCGUAGGUGCAAACCAUUUGGGCUAUCUGCAUUGAAUACUUACUGACAAAUAAAGAAAACGAGAGUAUGCGUCCUUUUACGCUUUGUGGGAUUGAAGGUUAUCGGACCGGGCCAGUCACUGCAUGCACCACGUUGUCGUCACUGCCUGAACGGUUUUAGACACGACGAAACUUCCCUGAGAAGAAUUAACCAAAUAGGACUUCGAAGGCUUGUUAUGGUCUACUUGAUCGAUUUAUGUUUUGGUCCCUGGUCAGACAGACCUGGAAAGUUAGAUGGAAGACCCAGGAGUAGAAGAGGUCAUAGAUCUCGUUUGACUUUCAAGUUUUAUUCUGGUGGGGGUUGUUUCGUGGUCGCCGCGGCUCAUCAGCAGACCUCGCCUGACGACUGAGGUGUUCUACCAGCGUGUAGCCAAAUUCCCUUACGGCCGUCAUUUCGUUCUUCGGAACACGUAUCAAACCCCAUGAGCCGCAAAUCAGACUCAGUAAUUUUGGAGCAGUCGAAUGUGAUCAUUAAACACCAGCCAUGGAAUAUUUACUUGACUUCAACUAGGUGUUUGUCUGUGCAUUUGAUAUUGUCUCUCUCCUUCUCCAGAUGGAACUUGACGGCAUUAAUGACGCCAGCAAAACGUCCUUACGUCACUUACGAGUGGCACUCGCGGGCGUGAAGACAUUAUCUCGCUUUCUCCUCCUUGUGGGUGCAGUUGGACUUCUAUCUGCCUUCCGGUUCGGAGACCUUGAAAUGUCGGUUAAGUAAAAUAUCUUUUGUUUAUUCUUUCCGAUGAGCAUGUCGUUUUCAUGAGUUGCAUAAUAUACAGGAGAGCCUAAAUUAUUUCAAAUACUAUCUUUGAGCGAGAUAGCCCUAUACAAUGAACUAUCAUUUAUACUCGGAUGAUUGCAUUUCCUAAACUUUCUGGAUAUUUUUCAAAGGCAAUGAAAAAUCGAUAUCAUUCACCUUUUCCCUCUCUUUAAGGUCGCUUUAUGCAUCCGGAGGUCUGACCUUUGGGACCAGUAUUUUCCUGAUAAUGUUCUGCAUUUGGUUCCAAAAACAGCUAGACCGAGUAUACGCGGGCUUCAGCCAAUUGGAAUUUUUGACCGAUGAUGAUGACACUGCCUGGGAGUAG
Molecule: messenger RNA, 13988 nt
Organism: Spirometra erinaceieuropaei
Lineage: Eukaryota; Metazoa; Platyhelminthes; Cestoda; Diphyllobothriidea; Diphyllobothriidae
Source: the annotation of a GenBank genome assembly